Molecule: messenger RNA, 1236 nt
Organism: Prunus persica (peach)
Lineage: Eukaryota; Viridiplantae; Streptophyta; Magnoliopsida; Rosales; Rosaceae
Product: dehydration-responsive element-binding protein 2D
Exons: 1
Coding region: 409-1080 (223 amino acids)
Biological process (GO): response to stress; positive regulation of DNA-templated transcription
Cellular component (GO): nucleus
Molecular function (GO): transcription cis-regulatory region binding; DNA-binding transcription factor activity
Source: RefSeq, a predicted model, not a curated record
UAGUAUGUACGUGUGACUCUUUCCGUACGUAGAAAUUAAAAGGGAAAUCCAAUUCAAAUCGUACAUCUUCAAGCAUAAGGAGUUGUGGAAACAAAUAGAAUUAGGCAUUAGACGAGACGACAGGUGUUCUUUGACCGUUUGACAUGUGUUCAUUGAGGGUCGUGUGCAACAGCAACAGCCAAGCUAUUGUUUUACACAUGUCAACAGCCCACUUCUCCUCCUAACUAAGUAGGAUGUGCAUCUAAUGUGCCUCUCAAUUUCCCAUCAAACACAUGCCACAACACAACACAACACUGGGCAGCAGCCACCUGCAGCUCAAAAUAUUUAUUAUAUUAUAUAUAGGUCACUGUGCCAGCCAAAUCUUCUUCUUCAUCACUUCACCAAACCAAGGCCUUCUUAUUGCCUUACAUGGAAAAGGAAGGGAGAAAGGUAGGGAAGAAAGCUACAGCAAGCAUGGGGCGCUCAAGAAAAGGGUGCAUGAAAGGGAAAGGAGGGCCAGAGAAUGCACUGUGCAGCUUCAGGGGAGUGAGGCAGAGGACUUGGGGGAAAUGGGUGGCUGAGAUUCGAGAGCCCAAUCGUGGGGCUCGGCUUUGGCUGGGCACUUUCAACACCUCAACAGAGGCAGCUCUUGCUUAUGAUGAAGCAGCUCGAAAGCUCUACGGUUCCUCUGCCAAGCUCAACUUGCCAGAUCACAAACCAUCAUCAUCAUCAACUGCAAAUUCAAGUUGUUCACGCACCAAGUCCACCUCUGAUCAGUAUAAUAUGAAGGGUGGAUUUGGGGAAUCUGUGAAGGGGGGCUCAAGUGGAGAUGGUUGUGGUAAGUUAGGUGGUGAAGCUUGUUCAGAUUCAUUAAUAUUUGGAGGUUGGAGUAUUGGAGAUGGCUUAUGGGAGAGUACUACUACUACUGGUGGUGCUAGUGCUAGUACUGGGACUACUAGUCCUGUAUUGAGCAGUUGGGCUGGACUUUGUGGUGAAAAGGAUUUCCUAGAGAUGAAUGACAUAGGAGCUGACGUUAUGAUGGGGGGAGGAGAUGAAUUUAUAAAUUGGGAUGCUUUGGGACCUCCAUCAUCAUGGACCUAAUAAUAUUGCUGCUAAUAACUUGUACGUAGCCUUAGACCCUUGUAGGAAUAGGAAGCUUUUUUAUUUUUUUAUUUUUUCUGGUUGGGCUCUGUUUUCAUCUCUGUCAUCUUUCAUGUUAGUGGAUCAAAAAAUAAUGUAAGUCUCUAUUUCUUUUCC